Molecule: messenger RNA, 2397 nt
Organism: Ceratosolen solmsi marchali
Lineage: Eukaryota; Metazoa; Arthropoda; Insecta; Hymenoptera; Agaonidae
Gene: Gdap2
Product: ganglioside induced differentiation associated protein 2
Exons: 12
Coding region: 242-1768 (508 amino acids)
Source: RefSeq, a predicted model, not a curated record
GUUGUUCACGGCGAGCGCCGAGAGCCGCGGGAGCGCAGCUGGUGCACAACGCCGCCCAGGGAGCUCGCAACUCGCGCCCCGAUAACCCUAAGCUACCGCUGGACGGGAGCGCGAGGUGCGUGUUAAUGUUGCUCGCCCGCGAGGAGCCAUACCCACGUCAUCGUCACGAAUGAGCCGCGCGACCAGGAAGGGGCAGUCGAGCUCGUGCGCCAAGUGCGAAAGAGACAAGGAGGCCAGCUAAAUGAGGCUAAUGGAACCGCUGGGCGUUGAUCUGGAAGUCGUGAAGCUUUCAACGCUGAAACGAUGGUCCGAUUUCCCGACGCAGCAUCGAUUCACCGAUUAUUCAAACACGCUCGGCGACUCCGCGCAUUAUACCGUCAGCCCAUUUCCUUGUCAGCCGUCGGUAAACAAUAAAAUUGCAAUAUGGACGGGAGACAUAACAGUUUUACAGGUGGAUGCGAUUGUAAAUUCCACCAACGAGACUAUGGACGACAAUAGUCCAAUGUGCCAAAGAAUUUUCACUCGUGCCGGUCCUGGCCUUAAAAAAGAAAUUUACAACGAAGUAAAAGAAUGCAGAACUGGAGAUGUAAAGACGACUCAGGGUCACGGUUUAUCCGCUCGCUUUAUUAUUCAUACCGUAGGGCCUGUUUACAACACGAAAUAUCAAAAUGCGGCAGAAAACACACUUCACUACUGCUACAGAAAUGUUUUGCAAAAAUCAUAUGAGUUAGGAUUGCGUAACAUUGCCUUACCAGUCAUCAACUCCAUUCGUCGCAAUUAUCCACCUGAUGCAGGAGCACACAUAGCCCUUAGAACUGUGCGACGAUUCUUGGAACAAUAUAGCGAAUCAAUUAAUUGUGUGAUAUUCGUUCUUGAGCCGUGUGAUCUUGGCAUUUACGAGGUUCUACUAUCGCUGUACUUUCCAAGAACAUUGGCCGAAGAAGAAAACGCUUGUUGGCAAUUGCCAAGCGACGUUGGCGGUAUGGAUGGUGAACCGCAACUUCCCGAUAGGCAAAUUCGAAUAAUCGACAAUCCUCAACAUGCCUUGCAUGGGGAUGAAACCGUUGAUCUCACCACUCACCUGGAGACGUCGAUUAGCCUUGGCGAGCAUGCCUUUACUCAAAUGCAAGGUGAUCUCGAUCGCCAACGGCUGCUAGGUGAACGACCUACCGCCGACCCUCUAGCCGAUAUUAUGCUGAAGCAGAUGCAGCAUAAAGAACGGUAUGAGCGGUUACUCAGACGUGCCAAAAUGGAAGAUCUUACCGAGGUCUCCGGAAUUGGUUGUCUUUAUCAAAGUGGAGUCGAUCGGCAUGGACGACCAGUGGUUGUCUUUUUGGGCAAAUGGUUCCCAGUUAAUAACCUGAAUCUUGAUAAGGCCUUAUUGUACCUGAUACAGUUACUAGAUCCAAUUGUUAAAGGAGACUAUGUGAUCGCCUACUUUCAUACCUUGACGGUUAGCAGUAAUUAUCCAAGUUUACACUGGUUAAAAGAAGUUUACAACGUACUUCCUUAUAAAUACAAGAAGAACUUGAAACAAUUUUAUAUCAUUCAUCCAACAUUUUGGACCAAGAUGAUGACCUGGUGGUUUACGACUUUCAUGGCUCCGGCAAUCAAACAAAAAGUUCACAAUCUACCAGGAGUUGAAUACCUUUAUGAAGUUAUGUCACCCGAUCAACUUGAAAUACCUGCUUAUAUUACGGAAUAUGAUAUGACGAUAAACGGGUUGAGGUACUACCAACCAAAUCAAUACUCGCAAGCUUCCACGUAACUGCCGGCCGCAAUCCUCGUCUAAGACGAAACUAAAACUCCUCAACGUGGGACAAUAUCCCUUGGCCGUCACGCAUCUCGCCUACGUUAUCCUUCGUCAUUGGCGUUACCGAGCUAUAAGAGCUAUUACUGUCAUCGCUAAAAGAAGAACAAUAAUAUCGAUUGAGUAAUUGUGAUAUAGAUAUGCUCGGGUACCAUAAAGUCUGGCUUGUCGAGUUAACUAAGCGAAUUUAAGGGCGAAAAUAAAAAUGCACACAGGUAUAUAUGCAUAGACGAGGAUGUGGCUGUAGAUGAAAUAUUUAUCGAUUGUCCCAUAAAUAAGUACACGAGUAAAUAAAAGGGAAUUAAAAUUAAUAGCCGAAAAUAAUGAAGGGCUAAGUGUCAAAGACAAAUUUCUUACAUUAAAAUCCGUGAAUGCAACACAUUAGAUCAUGUUACAGAAUCCAAUUUAUAAUACUGAUUUUCUUUAAUUUGCAGUGCUGUACAUGACUACAAUCAUAAACAUUAUUAAAUAUUGAUUUUCUAUAAGCAUUGACAUACACAUUUCCAAAUCUAUUAGAUUGGAGAUACCGUGAAUAUAGAAGUAUGAAAAUAGAAUAACAGAACUUUCCUUCAAAUAAAUUUACUUAC